AUGGCAAAUAAGCAGCCGUUGAAGACGACGUUUGACGUUGAUCAUGUCAUUCGACCCAUCUUUACUGGAGGCUCUGUAGCCCUCGACAAUGGCGCACGAAUUCUCGCGACAGUUCUUGGGGAGGAUGCGAUUCUCACUGAUCCGACCAACGGCAAGCACCUUGCGCAAAUCGAGGGUGACGGAGAGCUCAUUUCUACCUUGACCUUGACACCCUCCGGCUCUCAUCUCAUCAUCUGCUCGCGCUCCUUGUCCAUGAGGAUUUAUGCCCUCAAGCGAUCUGAGGAUGAUGGAUCUAUCGAAGCUACUCUCACACGAACAGUCAAGGCCCACGGCACGCCCGUCGUUGUUCUUGCUGUUGACCGAACCAGCACCUUGCUUGCGACUGGAGGUACUGAUGGAUCAGUUAAGGUGUGGGAUAUCGCCGCAGGCUACGUUACUCACACUUUCCGUGGAUCUUCUGUUUUGGUCUCUGCGCUCCACUUCUUCGAGGUCGCCGCUCGCUCAAAUGAGGCUGCUCGCAAGGGGAAGAAAUCAAAGCGUCAGGAGGAUUCUGAUGAGGAGGAGGAGAACGCCAGCACUACCAACUUCAGACUUGCCUGUGGCAACCAAGAUGGUAAGGUUCGAGUAUGGGACUUGCACAAACGAAACUGUGUCGCCAACCUCGAGUCUCACGUUUCCGACGUUCAGGGACUCGACUACUCGCCAGAGCAGCACGCCCUGGUUACGGCAGGCAGAGACAAGACCCUGACUUGGUGGGAUGCCAAGUCUUGGAAGAUUCGCAAGGUGGUGCCCUGUCUAGAACUUGUCGAAGCGGCUGGCUUCAUCGAUGAUGGACAGCUCACUUACUCGGCUGGUGCAAAUGGCUGCCUUCGCAUCUGGGACACGGAUACGGGCAAAGAGCUCACCCCACAGCAAGCGGCCAAGAGUGAAGAGGAAGGUAUCGCGUCUGGCAUUUACCGCCCUGGUCUCCCCUUCAUCCUCCUUGUCCAGGUCGACCACACUCUGGCUCUGUACCGACCCCCUAAGAAGGCAAAGGCGUCAUCACUCUCGGCACCGGAACCCUUCCGAAGGAUAUCCGGAACACACGACGACAUUAUCGACUUGGGUUACCUCCUCCCAGACCGUUCACUCGUUGCCCUAGCCACAAACUCGGAGGAUGUCAGGCUCGUGUCUGUUUCUGAGACAGAGACUCAGAGUGGCGAAUCUGCAUGGGAAUCUGACUCUUCCCCUUACUUUGGGCAAGACGUUGCUCUCCUCAAGGGCCACGAUGAAAUCGUUAUUUCUCUCGAUAUCGACUGGUCAGGCUACUGGAUUGCCACAGGCGCCAAGGAUAAUACAGCCAAGCUCUGGCGUAUUGAUCAUGCCAACAACUCUUACACAUGCUGGGCAACAUUCUCGGGUCAUGCCGAAUCUCUGGGCGCUGUCGCGCUCCCCAAGGGCGUCCCUCCUGAGUCAUCUGCCGCGCGCUCUGAUCCCCUGAACAACCCUCCCCCUUUCCUUAUUACAGGUUCUCAAGAUCAGACUGUCAAGAAGUGGGAGAUCCCUCGAACAGCCCAGCAAAAGGGCCACAAGACCGGUUCCCGCGCCGUUUUUACUCGAAAGGCACACGACAAGGACAUCAACGCAAUCAAUGUUCACCACUCGAGCCAGCUUUUCGCAUCCGCGUCGCAGGAUAAGACGGUCAAGAUCUGGUCUGUGGCGGAGGGCGAAGUUCAGGGCAUCCUGCGCGGUCACAAGCGAGGUGUCUGGUCGGUUCAGUUUUCUCCCGCACAGCUGCCAGCUAUUCAGGGCGAGGAUGGCCCUGUCACCGGAAAGGGCGUCGUUCUCACUGGCAGCGGUGACAAGACUAUCAAGCUCUGGAAUCUCGCCAACUAUACCUGCAUCAGAACCUUCGAGGGACAUUCCAACAGUGUCCUGAAGGUUGCGUGGUUGAACAUGCCUUCUACACAGGAUCAGUCCAAGAGGCGAGUUCAGUUCACCAGCGCUGGUGGUGAUGGUCUCGUUAAGGUUUGGGAUGCCAACUCAGGCGAGGCAGAGUGCACACUCGAUAACCAUGAGGAUCGUGUUUGGGCUGUGGCUGUGCACCCAGAGAACAACACUAUUGUUUCUGGCAGUGGUGAUUCGACAGUGACCUUUUGGAAGGACACUUCCUCCGAGACUCAAGCGGCGGCAUCACAGGCUGCGUUGAAGAUGAUUGAGCAGGAGCAGGAGCUGGAGAACCAUAUCCACGCUGGUUCAUUCCGGGAAGCUAUCACUCUCGCACUCCAGCUCAACCAUCCAGGACGUCUCCUGAGCCUGUUCACUUCAGUCAUGACAACAAGCAACCCCGACAAGGGCAGUCUGAGCGGUUUGAAAGCUGUGGAUGAGGUGCUGGGCAGCCUGUCAGACGAACAAAUCUUCCUACUUCUGCUGAGACUGCGAGACUGGAACACGAACGCUCGAACGGCGCCAGUGGCCCAGAGAAUCUUGUUGACUCUCAUCCGCAGCUAUCCUGCGUCCAAGUUUUCGAAUCUCUCAGUCAAGGGGGCCCAGGGGCAGAAGAGUUUGAAGGAUGUUUUGCACGCCAUUCGCGUCUACACGGAGAGGCAUUACAAGCGCACCGAGGAGCUGGUCGAUGAGAGUUAUCUGGUGGAAUAUACCCUGCAGGAGAUGGAUGAUCUCGCACCUGCUUUGGAUGAGGAUGUUGUCAUGGCUGGAUAG
This is a messenger RNA of Fusarium keratoplasticum, 2700 nucleotides long. RefSeq names its product Utp13 domain-containing protein. Gene Ontology annotation, biological process: endonucleolytic cleavage in 5'-ETS of tricistronic rRNA transcript (SSU-rRNA, 5.8S rRNA, LSU-rRNA); endonucleolytic cleavage to generate mature 5'-end of SSU-rRNA from (SSU-rRNA, 5.8S rRNA, LSU-rRNA). Gene Ontology annotation, cellular component: nucleolus; 90S preribosome; small-subunit processome. Bases 1 to 2700 code for a protein of 899 amino acids. The transcript is spliced from 3 exons. Gene Ontology annotation, molecular function: U3 snoRNA binding; protein binding. The record is from RefSeq and is a predicted model, not a curated record. Lineage: Eukaryota; Fungi; Ascomycota; Sordariomycetes; Hypocreales; Nectriaceae.